Messenger RNA from Lindgomyces ingoldianus, 909 nucleotides. RefSeq lists its product as uncharacterized. The transcript has a single exon. The record is from RefSeq and is a predicted model, not a curated record. Gene Ontology annotation, molecular function: carbon-sulfur lyase activity. Lineage: Eukaryota; Fungi; Ascomycota; Dothideomycetes; Pleosporales; Lindgomycetaceae. The coding region runs from base 79 to 681 and encodes 200 amino acids.
CGCUCUCCUCGCUUCGAUCCCAACCCCUCCGGACUGUCGUCGUCAUCCCCACCCACCAAUUCGCAAACUCCACCAAAAAUGUCGACCACAGGCGUCUACCACGGCUCCUGCCACUGCGGUAGUAUCAAAUACCAAAUCCGUCUGACCUUCCCACCCUCUUUAACCGACAAGGAUCCAGCGGCAAAGACUAUCCGCAUCUACAAGUGCAACUGCAGCACGUGCCAAAAAAUGGGCUAUUUCCACCUAAGGCCAAUUAAUGCAUCCGACGAUUUCAUUCUUACCUCUCCUUCUACAAUCGAAGAACUCGGCGACUACCGCUGCUUCGACAGGAAAGUCGGAUGGUAUUUUUGCAAGACGUGCGGUGUGCGUACGUUCGGCCUUGGUGGGGAAUGGGAGCAGGUAGAACUCGAUGUCGAAAAGUGGGCUGGGAAGGAGGACGGCGAGGGUCAGGCGCAGAAAGUUUGGAAAACGAAACCAAUGGAUAUUAAGAAGGUUGUUGAUGGGAAGGAAGUUACGAAGAGUGCGCAUUACGUAAGUGUGAAUGCAGUGACUCUGGAGGCGGGGCAGGAAGGUGCCGAUUUGAGAAAGUGGCAUGAGCAGGGUUGGAUUUUUUACGUGGAUUCCAAGAAUCAUAAAGAAGCAAUGAGGUUUGGAGAGCCGCAUGAGGGUGGUAUGUACUAGCACCGGAUAACGAAGAUUUCGGCAAUAUGGGAGCUGCGGAAGCCUUUCAGGGGUUGACGUCAAAAUUCUUUAUCAAUUUAUGAAAGUCAAUGCUCCCUAAUCGCGUCUACGUCUAGGUUUCCACUACACAGGCAUCUUUUUUGACACUACGAUUUACUAUCUCAGACUACAUCGGACGACUCGGUACGACUACUACCAAACCUCACGCCUCAGGUGUUCAACCAAGGG